AUGGCAUUAGGGUUACGAUCGGUAACCGGAGAAUCUGCAAUCGACAGAGAGAAUGGCGAAGAAUUGAUGCGUGUUCAACCCGGCGUCGACAUAGCCCUCGCCAAUCUUCCUCGCGAAUCACCCGGCACUCUUUACAUUACAACAAAGCAAGUGAUAUGGGUUAGUGAUGCUGAUAGGUCUAAAGGAUACGCUGUUGAUUUCUUGUCGAUUUCUCUUCAUGCCAUUUCUAGAGAUCCUGAGGCUUACUCUGUUCCAUGUCUCUAUACUCAGAUUGAAACAGAAGCAGACGAGGAUCUCAAUUCUGACAACUCAGAUUCAGAAGAAUCCACUCGUGUUCAUGACUUAUCCAUUGUUAGAGAGAUGAGGCUCAUUCCAUCUGAUCCAACUCAGUUGGAUUCUCUAUUUCAAGUAUUCUGCGAGUGUGCUGAGCUUAACCCAGAUCCAAAUAAUGAGGAGCAAGAAGAAGAACAUCAUGAUUGGAUUUUCAGUGCUGAUCAGAUGGAAGAUGCAGGAGCAGAGGAUGAAGAUUAUUUAUCUCAUAAUCCAACCAAUACUCUUGGUCAUUCAAAUGGACAUCAGGACCUUGCUCAUAAUAUACUUGAGCUUCAAAUCGAUGAUGAGCGAUUCGAGGAUGCAGAAGAGACUGAGCAUGAAGGAGACAGCCAUCAUCAUUGA
Molecule: messenger RNA, 675 nt
Organism: Lathyrus sativus (Indian pea)
Lineage: Eukaryota; Viridiplantae; Streptophyta; Magnoliopsida; Fabales; Fabaceae
Source: the annotation of a GenBank genome assembly